This is a messenger RNA of Limulus polyphemus (Atlantic horseshoe crab), 2103 nucleotides long. Its product is annotated as integrator complex subunit 7-like. The coding region runs from base 216 to 1784 and encodes 522 amino acids. Gene Ontology annotation, cellular component: integrator complex. The transcript is spliced from 12 exons. The record is from RefSeq and is a predicted model, not a curated record. Gene Ontology annotation, biological process: snRNA 3'-end processing. Lineage: Eukaryota; Metazoa; Arthropoda; Merostomata; Xiphosura; Limulidae.
AAGGUAUUUUUAUAGAAGAACUUGCUGUGGAGAAGCCUGGACUAACUCAAGAAGCAUGUAGUGGGAUCGAAACGUUGUUGCUCGUGAUUUGUUCCCAAGAGAAAUCCACGUCAGAAGAAACAGCUGUUCUGAAAUCUGGAUUAAAGUGUGCAGUGAACUUAUGUGAGGCCAAUACUGAUUUGUGCUCACAGUUUGUAGAUUGUAUUGGUUCCCUGAUGGUUAAUGGAACAGAAUCAACAAUAGUUCCCUUAGCUGAAGCUCUGUGUGCUAUUGGAAGUCAUCGAGCUGGAGUGGUAGCACAUCUUCAGCAAGAACUUCUGCUCUUAGCAGAAAACUUAGGUGAUCAGUCUGAGGAAAGAAGUGAGCAUUCCCAGUCUCUUGUAUUAAUAUGCACCUUGAUAUUUCAAAGUGGCAUUGAUCGCCACUGGGUGCAUCAGGACAGGAUGGCUAUUAUGAAGUCUGUUGAGAAACUAGACUUGUGGCUAGUAUAUCGAGUUGCUCGCCAGGCUGCAAGAUAUGGUUAUCACCAGAUAGCCUCUGAGCUCUUUUCUCGUUUGUGUAACAGAGUAAACACUGAACAUUUCCACUUCUGGCUUGUGGCUCUGUGGGAGAUCAGUCUUGCUGAGAGCUGUCUACAAGAUGUAGGUGAUGAGAGGGGUAGUAGCAGUAAGCUGGUUAAAGGAAGUGACAUCUCUCAGGCCAUCACUCAUUACCUGAAAGCUGUUUCUGCUUUAAAGGCAGCAACCACACCACUGUACAAUCUCCAGUUUCAGUAUGAAUAUACUGUUCUUAGGAAUCAAGUUCUUCAAGCCCACAAUCAACUAGUUCAUGCUUGUUCUUGUCUCUGGACAUCGCCUCCUUCAGCCAUUGCUGCAUCUGUAGCCAUGACUAGUAGGGAUGAGCUGCAGAAUUGUGGCAGAAUUGUAGCUGAGUUAAGGAAAUGUGCCAAGGACUUUCGAUCUCUGGCUGACCAGUAUGGAUCCCUGUAUCAGUCUGCUUUUAAUGCUGAUCGAACAACUUUAACUACAAUUCAAAUUCAGCAACAGUGUUGUCUGCUAAUGGUCCAGGCUAUUGAACGUGUGGCUCAGUACAACCAAGGAAUGGGGGCAAACGAUGUAAAGAUGCUUCACAUGGACCAGUCACAGAAAAGUUUAGAAAACUAUAGGGUAAAGGAAGCUUAUCGACGGAUUGUUAGUGUUAUCAGAACCCUAGGGGAAGACUCGGAGGUCAGAACUAUAGGUGGGAAGGAAAUAGAUGGUCUAAAGAAAAUCAGUGAAGAACUUAUUAGAGUCCCACUUUCUGUACCAAGGUAUUUUUUCCAGACUCUACAGUCUACUGUGAUUAAGUUGGCCGUAUCUCCUCAACCCAAAGCUCCGGGAGAACCGAAUGACGUUAUUCAAAACACUGCUCACUUGGCAGUUAAAGUUGAAGGUGUUGUUCAGCAUGGUGGAAGGCCUAGUUUAUUUCGUCAAGUAGCUAAAGUUUUAUUAACUGUUUCCUCUACUCUUCAGAGUAAAACAACCACAGUUCAGGAAGGAAAGGCACAACAGGAUAACAACAACACUAUGUCACAAACAGUGAAGCCUCACAAUGACUAUUUCCAUGCUCAGUUCCUCUUGGCCUUCCCUGUCGUGGGCUUGCAUCAGGUGAUAAUUGAAGCAGCAGUAGUAGAUGAAACAGAAGCCCAUUGGACAACUGGGCCCAAGACAACACUCUUGGUCAAAUCAUAUGAUGAUAGUUCCAACCAGAAGCAAACCUCACGUGUGUUUGGACAGAGAUUUUAGUGAUCUUAACUGACAAAAACAACGUAAAUAAAACAUGCCUCCUGGAGAAGCAAGGUAUCUUUAGUGGGCAAAGUAAUAAAAAGAUUUCAACAGGUCUUGGUAUGAUGCUUCUUUAAUAAAUGUUGUCUUAACUAGAAUUCUCAUUUCAUAAUUUUGUUUCAAGUACUAACUCACUUUCAAUUUAGCAAGAAUAUUUUGACAUCUUUUCCUCCCUUGCUAAGAAAUUGUCCAUCUACCAAUUUGUUUAGUGUUUCUCUAUCUGAAAAAUGAUUUACAUCUGUUAUCAUAAGUGUUGUGAAAUAAAAACAAUAGACAUGAA